Messenger RNA from Aaosphaeria arxii CBS 175.79, 1968 nucleotides. RefSeq lists its product as uncharacterized. The transcript is spliced from 3 exons. The record is from RefSeq and is a predicted model, not a curated record. Lineage: Eukaryota; Fungi; Ascomycota; Dothideomycetes; Pleosporales. Gene Ontology annotation, molecular function: metal ion binding; ubiquitin protein ligase activity. Gene Ontology annotation, biological process: protein polyubiquitination. Bases 1 to 1968 code for a protein of 655 amino acids.
AUGACCAGUUUUGCAAACUCCACAGAUCUCUCCUCCGCGCUCGACUCCGCAAACACCCCCCACCAAGAGGUGCCCCCACCACCCCAGCAACUCGACCACAGCCCUUUCGCUCACCAGUUGAACGCGCCGAACCCGCCAUUCUCACCCUCGAACACCUCGAACCCUUCUCACUCCUCGCAGCGACCUGUCCAAGAUUUUCGUCAACCCAGCGCUAACGGCAAGAUGUCUGGAGCGAACGGUAACGGCCCUGUGCCCGUUCCCAGUGGGCAACACGGGCGUGCUGGCAACGGACCCAGCCACGGUGCACAAAUGCGCGAAAUGGGAUUUGGAGGGCCCCGGAGUCCGCCCAACAACAAAAGCACUUCCCACGUCCCAUGCAAGUUCUAUCGACAGGGCCAGUGUCAGGCUGGUAAGGCAUGCCCCUUCCUCCAUUCAGACGAACCUCUGACGGAGAGGGCACCGUGCAAAUACUUCACCAAGGGAAAUUGCAAGUUCGGUCCGAAAUGCGCAUUAGCACAUAUCCUUCCCAACGGACAAGUUGUCAAUAGGAAUAAUGUGAUGGGAUCAGGACCUUUUGGUCGAAUGAACAUUCCACAUCAUCCUGAGCCUGCCCCCGGAGGCUCUUUGCUAUCUAUGCAGGCGCACAUGCAACCGCAGUUCCCCUACCAGAACGACUUCUUCCCGCAGAAGGCCGCGUACGAUCAGAUACCGACUAUCGAUACCACAUUCUCCUCGCACCCGGGUUCGAAUUUCGGUUCUCCCCCGAAUGAGAGCGGCCGUCUGCCGACAUCUCCCACUCAGAAGGGUCUUUCUGUGAUGGACGUGCCUCUUCCUGCGUCGUUUGAUAGUCAGGGGAUCUCCCACAUGGCACGAUAUGGCCCUAUUGCUGCGUCUGUCCCUUCGAAGUUCUUGGCCAAUUCGCCUCCUUCUUCAUACCAGAAUGAUUCGUCAGCAUUGAGGAAUCUGCAUAAUUCGGCCUUUGGCGAUGGAAAGCCCCCUGCGUUGGGAUCGUCCCCGCCAGAUUCUGUUGAGCAACCGACAGGGAGGCGCAUCAUGCAUUCCGAGAUUGGCGCUUCGAGGCGGGGUAUGAUAUCUGCGAGCGUGGGUGCCCGCGCCCCAAUCGAUGACUGGCCGGACACCGAGAUGAUUGGAAAGUUCGAGGAAGACCUCCUACCGAAUUCGCUUAGUGAUCUUUUGACACCCCAGGAAAAGAUGCGCCGAUUCUCUAGGGACCAUGGUGAUAACGAUGGUAAUUCGCUCUCGCAUAGGGCUUCACUCUCCAGACUUGGGGCAUCUCCCACAGCGUCGGACUCUAAAAUUGGCUCUCCUUCCGCGGCGACCGCAUCUCCUUCGAGAUACCAGUCCUUGUGGGGAAGGCGACCACCUACCGAAGGGUCGUUUGAGUCCGGAUCUCUGCCUGGAGCGUCCGCGUUUGGCCAUGUUGGCUCUCCUCUGCGUAACUCAACGCUUCACCCUGGUGCUAGCCCUUCGCUGCGUGCCGUAGGUCGUCCUACUACUGGAGACGUCAGUCCCUUCGUGUCUUCGCCGCCACGACAGGCGUCCAUGAGCAUGAUAAGCCAACAACUCCAGCGCACUCGCUUAUCCUCGCGGGCAUCUGAUGAAGGCUCAUUGAGCGGGCUUGGCAGCAACCACAUCCAUCCUGGUAUCAACCGAGUCACCUCCAACACCAGUGUUGGCAGUGCUGGAACUCGUCUUGGUAUGGACCGGGCGGUAAGCAGCAGCAGCAUCAACCGCGAACGUAUCGAGGAAGAGCAAGGCCUAUUCAGCAUGGAAGAGGAGGAGGAAUUGGAGCGAGGAAAGGGCAAGGAUGGUGCCGCAAAACGACUCAGCGGUCCGUGGGGAAGCGGCGGCAAGGCAAGCCCUAAUAUCACACCUAUCGGCGGACACCGUAUUGGCAAUCUUGCAGGUUUAGGCAAAGAUUCUGGACCCUGGGGUAACAAUGCUUGA